Molecule: messenger RNA, 5258 nt
Organism: Leopardus geoffroyi (Geoffroy's cat)
Lineage: Eukaryota; Metazoa; Chordata; Mammalia; Carnivora; Felidae
Gene: DTX4
Product: deltex E3 ubiquitin ligase 4
Exons: 9
Coding region: 123-1985 (620 amino acids)
Biological process (GO): protein ubiquitination; Notch signaling pathway
Cellular component (GO): nucleoplasm
Molecular function (GO): ubiquitin protein ligase activity; zinc ion binding
Source: RefSeq, a predicted model, not a curated record
CGCGGGGCGGGGGGCGCGGCCGAGGCCCGCGGGCGGCGGCGCAGGAGGAAGCGGAGGAGGACCGGCGCGCGGGGCCCGGGAGGCAGGCGGCGCGGCGCGGCCGCCGCGGCCCGGGGCUCGCCAUGCUCCUGGCCUCGGCCGUGGUGGUCUGGGAAUGGCUGAACGAGCACGGCCGCUGGCGUCCCUACAGCCCGGCCGUGAGCCACCACAUCGAGGCGGUGGUCCGCGCCGGCCCCCGCGCCGGGGGCAGCGUGGUGCUGGGCCAGGUGGACAGCCGUCUCGCGCCCUACAUCAUCGACCUGCAGUCCAUGAACCAGUUCCGCCAGGAUACCGGGACCCUGCGCCCAGUUCGCCGCAACUACUACGACCCGUCCUCGGCGCCCGGGAAGGGCGUGGUGUGGGAGUGGGAGAAUGACAACGGCUCUUGGACGCCCUACGACAUGGAGGUGGGCAUCACCAUCCAGCACGCCUACGAGAAGCAGCACCCCUGGAUCGACCUCACUUCUGUCGGCUUCAGCUACGUCAUCGACUUCAGCACCAUGGGCCAGAUCAACCGGCAGACGCAGCGCCAACGCCGCGUCCGCCGGCGCCUGGAUCUCGUCUACCCCAUGGUCACGGGCGCCCUGCCCAAGGCCCAGUCCUGGCCGGCCAGCCCCGCGUCGGCCGCCUCGCCCGCGGCCCCGCCCUGCUCCUGCCCACAGUGCGUCCUGGUGAUGAGCGUCAAGGCCGCCGUGGCCAACGGGGGGAGCGCGGGGCCGCUGCAGCCCCCGGCCGCCCGCAAGCACAUGCCCCCGUCUGGGGCGGCCAGGCUGCCCCCACCACCAGGCCCUGCGGCCAAGCCGCUGGACAGCACGGGCACCAUCCGAGGCCCGGUGAAGCCCGUCCCGUCGCAGGCGAUCCGGCGACAGGCCUCCGGCACGCCGGCUGGGGUGACCAUGGGCUCUCCUGCCAGCCCCCCCGGAGCCAACGGCAAGACGGGAAGGGUGGCCCUGGCGACCUUAAACCGGACCAACCUGCAGCGACUGGCCAUCGCCCAGUCCCGGGUGCUGAUCGCCUCUGGGGUCCCCACUGUGCCAGUAAAGAACCUCAAUGGGUCCAGUCCUGUUAAUCCGGCCCUGGCGGGAAUCACCGGGAUUCUCAUGAGUGCAGCCGGGCUGCCCGUGUGCCUCACCAGGCCGCCCAAGCUGGUUCUCCACCCGCCCCCGGUCAGCAAGAGCGAAAUCAAAUCCAUCCCGGGGGUUUCCAACACGAGCCGCAAGACCACCAAAAAGCAGGCCAAGAAAGGUAAAACCCCAGAGGAAGUGCUCAAGAAGUAUCUGCAGAAAGUCCGGCACCCGCCAGAUGAGGACUGCACCAUCUGUAUGGAGCGCCUCACGGCCCCCUCGGGCUACAAGGGCCUGCAGCCAACAGUCAAGCCUGACCUGGUGGGAAAGCUGUCCAGAUGCGGCCACAUCUACCACAUCUAUUGUGUGGUCGCCAUGUACAACAAUGGCAACAAGGACGGAAGUUUGCAGUGUCCAACCUGUAAGACCAUUUAUGGGGUGAAGACAGGCACCCAGCCUCCGGGGAAGAUGGAGUACCACCUCAUCCCUCACUCCCUGCCUGGCCACCCCGACUGCAAAACCAUCCGGAUCAUCUACAGCAUCCCUCCUGGCAUUCAGGGGCCGGAACACCCGAAUCCUGGGAAGAGUUUCAGCGCCCGUGGCUUCCCAAGACAUUGUUACCUUCCAGACAGCGAGAAAGGGAGAAAAGUGCUGAAGCUGCUGCUUGUGGCCUGGGAUCGCCGCCUCAUCUUUGCCAUCGGUACCUCCAGCACCACCGGCGAGUCAGACACCGUCAUCUGGAACGAGGUCCACCACAAGACAGAGUUUGGCUCUAAUCUCACGGGUCACGGCUACCCAGAUGCCAAUUACCUGGAUAAUGUGCUGGCUGAGCUGGCUGCCCAGGGCAUUUCCGAGGACAGCACUACCCAGGAGAAGGACUGAGCUGGAGGGUCUUUGAGCCAGGAGGGGCCGCGGGGACCACAGGGCAGGAAGUGGGAGAAUCGAGGUGGAAGUUGGUGCCAUGCCCUCCCAAUCCCCUCAUUUCCCGCUCUGUCCUAUCCCCAUUCCCCAUCCCUCCUGGCCACAGCGGGGAGGGAGAUGAAUAAGGUGAUGUCAUUCAUAAACCUCAUCCACCACAAAGGGGACAUGGGAUGAGGGCCAUCCUCGGUCUGUUCCCAUGGAGUUUUCGGUGCUGGGUAGGCAAGAACCCCCCCCCCCCGCCCCCCUGAGUAGGGGCACAGUCAGCACACUUAGGGUAUGGACAGAGCGUGGGCACUCCAUACCUUGGCCUUGUGAAGCCUGAGGUUCAAUGCCUCAGCUGGCUUCUUGCUGCUUCCACUCUGCUUUGAGAGCGGAGUUUCUGCUUUUCUCUCCUCCUCUGGAGGCGAGGAGCUCUCACUGUGCAAGAUUGGGGGGCAAAGGGGUGAACCGCUAAAUUGCUGUGACAUCAGAUGUCGAUGCCUCGGUGUUCAGCGAGGAAGCACUUCUCACCAAGAGGGUCAGAGAAGCAAAGGCUUCUGGGAGCACACUCGGCUCUCAGAAUAGUCCUUGGCCUCUCUGGGCCCUCCCUCCUCACAUCUUCGACCUGUCCAAAGAGGCAUCUGGUUCUCUUGUGCGGAUGGACAGACUCUGGGAUUCCUCUCUGGGUUGGCAUCUCAUGAUGUUUCCAGCCCCUCUCUGAUCAGACCAGAGUCUGCAUCCCACUUAGCAUCUGAACUGUCCUCAGGGAGAGGAGCCCAUAGCCUUCUUCCCAACUCAUCCCAGACCAGCUCAAAGAUUCCAUGAGCUUCAUCAAGUCACUGUGAGUAGAGCCCAGGCUGGGUUCUGUGCCAUCUAUGUAUGCGCAUAUGUGUGUGUGUGUGUGCGCGAGUGUGCACCACUGGGCCAGGUUGGUGGACAGUCCCAUCCUGUUCUCCCAUUCUGUUUUGCAAACUUUCAAACUCCAGCUCUGAUGGGGCUCAAACAGCCAGGCUGCGGUUCCUUGACUUUCUUCACCCUUUGCCAACCCAUUUCCACAGUAAACUUGGACCCAAAUGGUAACAAUCAUGCAUCUUUCUAGAUGCCCCCAGGGAACAGUGCUUGGGGAGAUGUGUCAGGUGAGGACUGGACUGACCCCUUUUUGUAUCUCUUUCAAGACCGUAUCUAAACCAGUCUAUCCGGUCAUGUUUCUAUGAGGGCUUCGAUCUGUCUCCAUGCACGCUUGCUAAUCAGAGCCCAGAGGGGGCUGGGCCCCUCAUCUAUUACAGAUUGACCUAGAGCAUGGAGACAGACUUUUUAGCUCAUUCCCAACAGGGUUGGGACCACAUCAUGGUCCAGUCCAACCUGCAUUUGGGUUGUGUCCCAAGACUCUGUCUGUCCCCUCCCCAAUAUUCCUCUUGCUUUUCACUUCCCUUAAGGAAUGAAUUGGGGGUCAGGGAGGAGAGAAGGGGGAUCAAGAAAGGAAACCCAAUUCCCCUUUUGAAAGUGGGUUCUUUGAACUAUGUGUUUGGGGGAAGUUCCUCUGGAUACUAAUUUGAAUUUAUAUACCUCAUAUUUUGGGGGUUUGACGUAUAUAUAUCCAUAUAUAUUUCAUAAUAUUUGGAAGGUUUUUGAUGCUAGAAAAAUGGAAACAAAAGAACCUUCAAAAAUGGUACUUAAGUUAGAACCUGAAGCCAGGCUUUCCUGAGAGCUGGCUCCGUGGCCGCUUGCUGUUUGCCUGAAGCCAUUUUGACAUUGGUGUGGCCAGUGGAUGCACCUGAGUGUUGCCCAGUUCCUUGGGAGGUACUGGUGCUGGGCCUUUCCUUAUUCUCUGAAUGGCUGUCAGGUUGCUGACUGGCUCCAGCAGAGGAAGCUCUGACGAGAGGAAUCCUUCCUGACAACUCAGCUCUCAGGUCAGCCGGCCACCAUCUUCUCUCACCAGCGGACCAGGAGAUUGGGCCUGAGUCCACUGCACCACAGGGCACAGUUUCCUGCCAGUCGGGAGGAAACACUUGAACUCAACGGAAGAGACAUGGCUGAGGCAUUUAAUAUCCGCCCCCCCCCCCCCACACUGUGCCCUUUGCCAGGCCACCCUGUCCCAGAGGUCAUCGAAGAGCCUCACUGCACACCUAGUACCAUCUCUGCCCUUCAGCACCUGGGUCAAGUGUCUGCUGAGCUUCUCACCCACAGGGAUGAGGAAACAGACCGAGGAUCAGUGGGUAGAAACACACAGCUGUGGAGCAGGAGGUGGGGAAAGAAGGCAAAUGAGGUUUGACAACUGGCCAUGGCAGCGGGGACAGGCUGAUUUCCCUGCCUUGGGCAGAAGGUAUGGGUGGGAAAGGGGACAGCUGAGAAAAGAAGGAAGGGGACUCAGAGAAUGGAUAGGCAGGCAGGCAGUUGUGCCAGGGGUAAUACCACUUCGAGGGUAAGUCUUAAUACCUUCAAGACCUUACCCCUAGGAUGGCGACCGUGUCUGUACCCCCCAUUCUUUUCCUCCCUGAGGAUGCUCAGCAGGGGGUACCUCCUCCUUGUGCUGCCCUUCGGUGGGACUUUCUGGGCAGAAGGAUCUUGAAUUUCCUUUUAACGCUGUGCCAAGGAAGGCGGGGGGCAGGGGGGAAGCAGCCCUUUGCCCUUUGUGCCAGCCUAGAAAGGCACGGUCUCAGGCGCAGUGAGCACCCUGCCAGCGGAGGUACUGAGCACCGAUCCCUGGGACACGGGACGUUUCCCCACCAGUGUUGUUCCUGCUCUGUUCCCUGGGUUGCACAGGGAACCCCAUGCCUUGCCUGUCAUGGCCGGACCACCAGCUGCCUGGUUUUCCCCUUCCUGAGUCUCCAGGGAUGACAAAUGGGAUUGCAGACAAACUCUGUCAGAUGCCUGUCCCUUAGAGGUCAAUUGUGUAUAUGUGGUUGUGCGUGCCUUUGUGUUUCAUACCCUUUCUCCUGCCCUUUUGUAGAAUUUGGACUUUCUCUGUGGUUUUACACUUGGUCAAAAGUACUUGUCCUGGUAUUGCACUGUCGUGUGCAUGAGAGGGGAGGGAGGAGACCCCGCGUGGUACAGGAAGGGGCCUGUCCCCUAUCCUUGUCCGUGGUCACUGGCAUUUGCGUGGGGGUUUUGUGGGAGAGGGAAGGUGAAUGUCCUAAUGUAAAAACUAACCAAUGUGUUGUGAAGUCCUUGGUGUUGCUCUGUGAGAGGACAUCGCCACCUGGUGCUCAUGAGGUGUAUGUGCAGAACAAUAAAUGGCAAAUGAACAACCACAAA